UCUGCGCUAGUGUAGACAGCAAAUAGGCAAACACAUAGCUAUAUAUUUCAGAAUAACAUUUUGACACAAAACGUGAAUGAACUCAAAUUAAUAAUAACAGACAAAACAAUUAGCCAAAAGACUAAAAUUGGCUUAAUAUAACAUAAUUACAAUUUAACCUUUUUUGUUGUUAGGGAAUCAAUAUAGUAAGGAGGAAACAUUUGACCUCAGCCUUUUUGAAAAGAAGUGGAUUUUUUCCUUCCUCUGGAACAAAAAACAGGGGGGUGGGGGGAAGGAAACGAAGAGAAAGCUUUCAGCUCCCGGUGGAAGUGUCAGGAUCACCCUGAGAGAAGAAGCCACAGCAGCAUCUUUACACUUCUGUCCCAAAGGGGUUGGUGGUGACUUUUCUCCACCAGUGCGACUAACACAUACACUCCAUACCUCACACACUCUAGAAGGAUGGCUGCAGCUAAGACCGAGAUGCUCCUGCCUGCUCUGCAGAUCUCUGACCCCCUGAGCUUUCCUCAUUCCCCGGUGGAUAACUACCCCAAGCUGGAGGAAAUGAUGCUGCUGAACUCAGCAGGGACACCCUUCCUCAAUGCCUCUGCUCCGGAGGGUGCAGGUUUCGGCUCUGGGGAGCCUGGAGAACAGUAUGACCAUCUAGCUGGAGAUACGUUACCAGAGAUUACCAUCAACUGUGAGAAAUCUCCAGGCGAGCAGAGUUACCCCGCUCAGCGGUUACCCCCCAUCUCAUACACGGGGCGCUUCACCCUUGAACCCGCUGCCAGUAGCAGUAACAGUUUGUGGGCAGAGCCUUUGUUUAGCCUGGUCAGUGGGCUCGUUGGUAUCAACCCACCUCCAACAUCUAUUCCAUCCUCUUCCACACAAACCAGUCCUCCCUCUUCCUCUACGUCUCCCUCCGCCUCUUCCUCAUCUUCGUCAUCCUCGUCCUCCCAAGUCUCCAGCCUCAACUGCUCCAUCCAGCAGACUGAACCCAACCCCAUUUACUCUGCAGCCCCCACCUAUACCAGUGCCAGCCCUGACAUCUUCCCUGAGCCUGGAGCCAACUUCCCCUCUGCUGUGGGGGGGUCACUGCAGUACCCUCCCCCUGCAUAUCCUACAGCCAAGGCCUGCAGCACCAGUUUUCCCGUGCCUAUGAUCCCAGACUACCUGUUCCCACAGCAGCAGAGUGAGAUCAGCCUGGUUCCCCCCGACCAGAAACCUUUUCAGACGCAGGCAGGACAGCAACCGUCUCUAACACCACUCUCAACAAUUAAGGCUUUUGCCACACAGACUGGCUCACAGGACCUAAAGACUGUCUACCAGUCUCAACUGAUCAAACCCAGUCGCAUGCGCAAAUACCCCAACCGGCCCAGCAAGACGCCACCACACGAGCGGCCAUACGCCUGCCCUGUGGAGACCUGCGACCGGCGCUUUUCACGCUCUGAUGAACUGACACGCCACAUUCGCAUCCACACAGGCCAGAAGCCGUUCCAGUGCCGCAUCUGCAUGCGCAACUUCAGCCGCAGCGACCACCUGACCACACACAUCCGCACUCACACCGGCGAGAAGCCCUUCGCCUGUGAGAUCUGUGGUCGCAAGUUCGCCCGCAGUGAUGAGCGCAAACGUCACACCAAGAUUCACUUGAGACAGAAGGACAAGAAAUCUGACAAGAGUGCGGCAGCUGUCAUACAGAGCUCCAUAACAGCCGUCACUAUCUCUGCUUCCUCGCCUGUGUCCAGUUACCCAUCCCCCAUCGCCUCCUAUCCGUCUCCAGUCUCCUCCUACCCAUCUCCAGUGACCUCCUGCUACUCCUCACCCAUCCACAGCUCCUACCCCUCUCCCUCUGUCGCCACCACAUACCCCUCCGUGUCCAGCACCUUUCAGACACCAGUCGCUACAUCCUUCCCUUCAGCAGUCGCCACCAACAUCUACAGCUCACCCGUCACCACUCCUCUGCCAGAUAUGCAACCCACACUCUCACCACGAGCAGGGGAGAUCUGCUGAGAUCUCUGCUCCUCUCCCUGUCCUGCACAUUUUCAGCCCACCCUUUCCUGUGUUUGAGAGAGCGAGAGAGAGAGAGACAGCGUAAGGAGAACUGUUAUUUGCCUGUUAAAAGCACUUUUUUGAGAAUUUCUUCCACAAGAAGACAGACAAUAAAAAAGGGAUUUUUUUUCAGCCUCCUCUGAAUCUUUACUUGUCAAAUGAGGCCUACAGAAUUGUAAACUGACAAUAAAAAGGACAGACGGUGCCAAUUUGUAUAUGCAGACAUCUACGUGUCUGAGAAACGAAUACUUUGUUAUUGAAAUACGUGCAGACUCCAAGCUCAGAUGGCCUGACAGAGAUGACAGGCACCCUUUUAUAAAAGACUGAAUAAUAUACAUAAGCUACAUUAUAUGUAUAGUGUUCAUGUGCCAUGUGCCAUGUUUUUUAUUUUUAUUUGAUUUGAUUUUUUGGCACCAGUUGUGAAGGUUAAUUUGAAUAUUUGCAUUGUAUUAUUUUAACUGAGCAGGGCCAUGUUUACUAGGAUCAUAUUCUGUAUUUCGUAGUGAAAAUGCUGUGAUACGUUCUUGGUUUUGUUUGGAUAAAGCACUUAAUUAUUCUAAAGCAUGUGUAACAGUGAUGUUAGUUUCUCUUAUUUUGUAAAUAUCACCCACUGGUACUAUCCUUCUCUUUGUCAUAUGUUACAAAGCAGUCUUUGGCGGGGGUG
Messenger RNA from Chanos chanos (milkfish), 2689 nucleotides. It is a transcript of the gene egr1, whose product is annotated as early growth response 1. The record is from RefSeq and is a predicted model, not a curated record. The transcript is spliced from 2 exons. Gene Ontology annotation, biological process: regulation of transcription by RNA polymerase II. NCBI's taxonomy places the organism in Eukaryota, Metazoa, Chordata, Actinopteri, Gonorynchiformes, Chanidae. Gene Ontology annotation, molecular function: DNA-binding transcription factor activity, RNA polymerase II-specific; RNA polymerase II cis-regulatory region sequence-specific DNA binding. Bases 439 to 1986 code for a protein of 515 amino acids.